Messenger RNA from Prosopis cineraria, 1496 nucleotides. RefSeq names its product serine carboxypeptidase 1-like. The coding region runs from base 1 to 1473 and encodes 490 amino acids. Gene Ontology annotation, cellular component: vacuole. The record is from RefSeq and is a predicted model, not a curated record. Gene Ontology annotation, molecular function: serine-type carboxypeptidase activity. Gene Ontology annotation, biological process: proteolysis. The transcript has 8 exons. Lineage: Eukaryota; Viridiplantae; Streptophyta; Magnoliopsida; Fabales; Fabaceae.
AUGAAGGUAUUUGCUCUUUAUGCUUGUGUGAGUCUGUUUGCUUUGCUGUGUGUUACUAGCAAAGCGAACCAGCAGGCAGAAAGGCUUCAAGAAUUGAUUGUAUCAAAGAGAUCGUCAAAGAAUAAUGAAGUCGAUCAUCUGAUAAAUUCUUGGUGGGACGAGGAAGAUUUGUCCAAACAAAAGUACUGUGUUUCAGAACAAGAGGGAUUAAGGAAGGCUGAUAAGAUUAGGUCAUUACCUGGACAGCCUAAGAGGGUCAAUUUUGAUCAAUACUCAGGUUAUGUCACUGUUAAUCCAAAAGCUGGAAGAGCUCUUUUCUAUUAUUUUGUGGAAUCUCCAUAUAACCCUUCCGCUAAACCACUUGUCUUGUGGCUCAAUGGAGGACCAGGUUGUUCGUCAUUGGGUUAUGGGGCCAUGCAAGAAUUGGGACCCUUUCGAGUCAACUCUAAUGGAAAAACACUAUUCCUCAAUGAAUAUUCUUGGAACAAUGUGGCAAACAUGCUAUUUUUGGAAUCACCUGCUGGAGUAGGAUUUUCCUAUUCAAACACAUCAUCCAAUUAUGAUGAAGCAGGCGACAAGUUUACAGCAAAAGAUGCUUACGUGUUCCUCAUCAAUUGGCUUGAGAGGUUUCCACAGUACAAAUCCAGAGAUUUCUUCAUCACAGGAGAGAGCUAUGCUGGUCACUACGUGCCUCAGCUUGCUUACACCAUUUUAGUUCACAAUAAGCACAAACCCAAAACCAUUAUUAACCUCAAAGGCAUUGCUAUAGGGAAUCCUUGGAGUUGGGUUGAUGAUGAUACAAGCUUAAAGGGAGUGUAUGAUUACUUUUGGACACAUGCCUUGAACUCAGAUGAAACCCAUGAAGCUAUUGAUAAGCACUGUGACUUUGGUUCCCAUAUUUCAGAAGAAUGUGUCAACUCCAUAAAUAAAGCAUACCAGGAGAUAGGCAACAUAGAUCAGUAUAAUAUUUAUGCUCCUAUCUGUCACAACACUUCACUCAGAAAUGGCCAACCCGGUUCUGUAAAUAAUUUCGAUCCCUGCUCUGAGAACUACGUGAAAGCCUAUCUGAAUAACCUAAAGGUACAACAAGCUCUCCAUGCAGUUCCCACAAAUUGGACUCAUUGCAGAAAGUACAAGUGGACAGACAGACCAAGUGGCAUCCUACCCACCACCAAGCAUCUAAUUGCAAGUCAUAUCAGAUUCUGGAUUUACAGUGGAGACACAGAUGGAAUUGUGCCAACCAUAUCGACUAGGUACUCUAUCAAGCGCCUCAACCUUCCUGUCCAGGUUUCUUGGCGUCCAUGGUACUCUGGAAAUGAGGUAGGAGGAUACGUGGAGCAAUACGAGGGACUAAGCUUUGUGACAGUGAGAGGAGCUGGGCAUGAAGUUCCUAGUUGGAAACCUGCAAGGGCUCUUACUCUUUUCACUUCUUUCCUCAACCACACUCUCCCUCCUCAUUCUCCAUCUUCAUAGUUCUGACUUUUUAGUCCCUUCUG